This is a messenger RNA of Arabis nemorensis, 624 nucleotides long. The record is from the annotation of a GenBank genome assembly. NCBI's taxonomy places the organism in Eukaryota, Viridiplantae, Streptophyta, Magnoliopsida, Brassicales, Brassicaceae.
AUGUUUGUGAAGUAUUUCAGAGAAGCUAAAGAGAAUAGUGCUGAAUUGUUUAGAGAGGGGAAGUAUAUGGCUUCGAUACGUAAGGUGAUUGAAAUUGAAGGAGAUUGGAUCGAUGUUGAUGCGUAUGAUGUGUUCGAUUAUGAUCCUGAUUUGUAUAACAAGAUGGUUCGGUACCCUUUGGAAGUUCUCGCUAUCUUUGAUAUUGUGCUGAUGGAUAUUGUUUCCACGAUCAAUCGUUUGUUCAAGAAACAUGUCCAAGUGAGGAUUUUUAGCCUCAAGACUUCUACUUCCAUGAGAAAUCUCAAUCCAUCUGAUAUCGAGAAGAUGAUCUCUUUGAAAGGAAUGAUAAUUCGAAGGAAAAUAAGUGAGCCUCCUACUUGCUUGAAACAAGAGUGUCUUGCCAAGAACUCCAUGACACUAGUGCACAACCGUUGCAGGUUUGCUGAUAAGCAGAUUGUGAGGCUUCAAGAAACGCCUGAUGAGAUUCCUGAAGGAGGAACUCCUCACACAGUUAGCUUGUUGCUGCAUGAUAAGCUAGUUGAUAAUGGAAAGCCUGGUGAUAGAAUUGAGCAUAAGGAAAUGCAGUGUUUCAUGACUAGAUUUGCUAGCAGCAAGGCAAGCUAG